Auanema sp. JU1783 is the source of this 702-nucleotide messenger RNA. The record is from the annotation of a GenBank genome assembly. Lineage: Eukaryota; Metazoa; Nematoda; Chromadorea; Rhabditida; Rhabditidae.
AUGUCCGAAGAUCAUUACGACGAUAGUUUUCAAUAUGCUAUUGAUUCAGUUAACAUUAGGCAAGGAGCAGAAGCGCGUGUAUAUGAUUGUACAUUCCUAGGAAAGCCUGCCAUUCUGAAAGAAAGGUUUGACAAGAAUUACCGGCAUAAAACUCUCAAUGAUCAGCUGAAUGCUUCUCGGCUGAAGCAAGAAUUGAAAUGUAUCAUGAAAGCGAAGCAGUUAGGUGUUCGAACUCCUGCAGUUUAUUUCGUUGAUUCUUCCAAGAAUAAGUUCAUUAUGUCCAAAAUACCAGGUGUAACGGCAAAGGAAUGGAUUGAAUCUAAUAGAACAUCGCCUAAUUUUGAGAAAUCUUUGAAGUUGUUAGGCGUUUCUAUUGGCUCAGCCAUAGGUGUUUUGCAUGAAGGAGGGUUAGUGCAUGGUGAUUUAACUACCUCCAAUAUAAUUCUGGAAAAUAACUCGAUUGAGAAUCCUGUUUUAAUAGAUUUUGGUUUAGCUUCUCAAGGAAAGAUGUCAUCAGAAGACCAAUGUGUUGAUUUGUAUGUAUUAGAACGAGCAAUCGCUAGCACCCAUCGGAACUGUGAAUAUCUGCUCGAUGGAAUUUGGGAAGGUUAUAAAAAUGCGAUCAAGUCCGAUUGGGAACUACAACACAAAAAAUUAGAAGAAAUUCGACAGCGUGGACGGAAGCGUGAUAUGGUCGGAUAA